Molecule: messenger RNA, 556 nt
Organism: Sceloporus undulatus (fence lizard)
Lineage: Eukaryota; Metazoa; Chordata; Lepidosauria; Squamata; Phrynosomatidae
Gene: MICOS13
Product: mitochondrial contact site and cristae organizing system subunit 13
Exons: 4
Coding region: 103-438 (111 amino acids)
Biological process (GO): cristae formation
Cellular component (GO): MICOS complex; mitochondrial crista junction
Source: RefSeq, a predicted model, not a curated record
UUGGCAACAAGGAAAGUCUCGCGAGAGUAGGCGCUUGAGGCCGAAAAAUCGGUGCGGCCGGGCGCCGAGCUGCCCUUGGAGCGGCGAAGGCGUGGUUUAAUCAUGGCGUCUCGCGUCUUUCCCUUGAUUAAGUUCCUGGUCAAAGGAGGCUUAGCCGGAGGCGCCGUCUACGUUGUCUAUGACCAAGGCCUGCUGAGCGGAGGCGAGGAAGGGGCCCAUGCCCUCCGGAAAACCCGAGAAGCCCUCCCUCCGGCUCUGGAGGAAUGGACGAAAUAUUUCGGAUGGCAGCUUCCGGCCAUCCCCAAAACCGAAUUUUCUCUCUGCAAUGCCUGGAAUUCAGGGGUCCGGACAGUCAUAGGUGCUUUCUCCGUGGCUCCCACCCGGGCCGGUGAGUAUACCCAGCAUGGUUGGAAAUACGUGAAGGAUCUCGUGAAAUGAAACCAGCAGAAAAACCAUCUGUCUGUUCCCUCGUUGCCGAAAUGCCAGCUUUUCUGCACCAACUGCCAGAGAACAACCGUGCAACUGGGAAAGGGCACGAAUAAAGACUUUGAAAGAG